Penicillium cataractarum is the source of this 357-nucleotide messenger RNA. RefSeq lists its product as uncharacterized. Bases 1 to 357 code for a protein of 118 amino acids. NCBI's taxonomy places the organism in Eukaryota, Fungi, Ascomycota, Eurotiomycetes, Eurotiales, Aspergillaceae. The record is from RefSeq and is a predicted model, not a curated record. The transcript has 2 exons.
AUGAAGGCCUCUCUGCUCUUUGGUGCCGCCGCCGCCUUUGCUGGCCGUGCAGCUGCCUUCUACGGUCAGAUGGCUGCUGGUGACUACAUUUACCUCGACGGAGGUAGUGAGCAAUACGUCUAUCUCACUGAUUACAACACCGGGUCUACCUACUCAGGCUGGUUCUCACCUGGCUUCAACGGUUGUGUCGACAUUGAGUGCGGAAUCGAAUUUUAUGAGACUAGCGCUGGAAGCUACAAUUUCGGCGCUAAGGUGUGGCGCACUGAUGAUGGAUGCCACAAUAUCGACUUCGAGGGUGCGCUCGAUGCGGGCCACGGGUACUGCUGUGGCUCGCUGCCUUGUGACUUUACUGCCUAG